This is a messenger RNA of Ostrea edulis (European flat oyster), 1946 nucleotides long. RefSeq names its product zinc finger protein 862-like. NCBI's taxonomy places the organism in Eukaryota, Metazoa, Mollusca, Bivalvia, Ostreida, Ostreidae. The coding region runs from base 1 to 1026 and encodes 341 amino acids. The transcript has 6 exons. The record is from RefSeq and is a predicted model, not a curated record.
AUGUCUAUUCGUCAUAAAAAUAUCGAAUCGUCUAGCAGACGAUGUCAACCAAGCACUGUUAUAUACAAGCACAAUGAUAAGCUAUUGAAUAAAACUUUCCAGCACUCGACUUUAAGCAAACACGUAAACCUGGCGGAUCAUCAACUUGCCAUAUCGGCGCCACACCUCAAAGCAAAUAUGACUAGGUGUCAGGAAAAACACACCACAAAGCAUGAGGACGCAGUUAGAUCACUACUUAUGUGUGUGGAUUGGAUGGUUACAGAAAACUUGCCACUCUCAAAAUUCAAAUCAUUGAUUGAUCUGUUGUAUGAGUCAAAAUUUUCUGCAAGUAAAUUACUAGUACAUGAAAGCUUGUCAAAAGUUGCGGACACACAUUUAAAUGAAAGCUUAUCAGCAUCUCCAGUGGUUACAGUUAUGUCUGACGAAAGCAUUGACAUUUCCAAUACAAAACCACUGGUUAUUUACGCCCAAAUCAUAUCUGAUGAUAUGAAACCCUCUACACUUUAUGUCAACAAUAUGGAAUGCACAGAUGCGACAGGCAAAGGCAUCGCUGCAUCUUUACUUGAAGAAUUUCAGCAGAGAGGGAUACCAACAUCCAAAAUUGUGAGUAUGGGAUCCGAUGGGGCCUCUGCAAUGACUGGGAAACAGAAUGUGCAGCAGCCAUUACAACACCAAAAUCCCCAUAUUGUUAACGUCCACUGCGUAGCACACCGAUUAUCUCUAUGUACGUCACAGGCGGCUUCGAAAAAUUCCCAUCUCCAGGCUCACCAACAAAUCUUGACAGAAUUGUUUUGCUACUUUAAGGGUAGCAGUAAGCGGCAGGGAAAACUGAAAGACAUUCAAACUAUUUUGGAUGAUCCUUGUCUUAUUAUUAAAGAGAUUCACUCUGUAAGGUGGCUGUCUUAUUUCAAUGCCCUUUCAACAGCCCAGAGAAUCCUAGAUAGCCUCCUUAUCCAUCUUGCUGAAGCUGAUGGCAAUGAGGACCCGAAAGCUGUUGGCUUGAGGAAAAGGGUUUCCAUCUACUGAUCUCCUCUCUGCAUUCAGUAUUCUUGCCCUUAGACCCAUCAGCUUCUUCAACUCUGAUGAAUUGGACGAAUUUUGGGUAAAGGAAAUUGAUACUUUUUGUCAGUUUUAUGACAAAGAGAGGACUGUUCAAUGGUAACCACAAGAACACAAGUGAACCAGUUAUCUCAGGAGAAGAGACCAAAGCAGAGUGGACAUGCUUGAAAAGAGUAAUUUUAGCUGAACGCUUUCCAAGAUAUUGUUUUUGGAAGUUAUAUAAUUUGAUUGUUACGUACCAUAAGGAACAGUUUCCACAUUUAAUUAUAUCAGCACAACUGACCCUCACAUCAUCAGUACACACUGCUGGUUGUGAAAGGGGAUUCUCUAUGCAAAAUCAAAUAUUAACCAAGCUAAGGAACAGGCUUACUGUUGACACCCAGGGGAUCCUGAUGAGUGUGAAGAUGUGUAAUCUGGACAAAAGACCUUUAGUUGAAAGAGCAUUAGGGGUAUGGAAAUCUGAGAAAAAGCGAAACAUUUACUAUCUAUAGGGGGGGGGGGGGCGUGAUAACAGUAAGCUUUUUUCUUAACUUGAUUUGUCUAUACCAUUGAUAAAAUUUGGACUCAUUGAUAUAAGCUUGGGACUCAUUAUUGUAAAUUGUAAGCAAGGGAAGUCCGCUGGACUUACGAUAACCAUUUUCAAAAUGAAUCACUGGUAUGUGACCCACUUCAUAAGAUACUGAAUUAAACUAGAAAAUAGAUUAUUUACGUCUUGGCAUGUGCUAUAAAUAGAAUGGAUGUAUAAACAUGUUCUAAUAAACAAAAACCGUCUCUCAUGUAAUUAAAAUAAUGAAUUUGCAUGGCUGCAUUACACAACUAAAUUAGGAUAUAAAUAAAUUACACAAUAAUAUAUAGUAUGGCAGAUUCAUAUGAUGUUAAGAUACCCC